Messenger RNA from Didymella exigua CBS 183.55, 1422 nucleotides. RefSeq names its product glycosyltransferase family 34 protein. Gene Ontology annotation, cellular component: Golgi membrane; mannan polymerase complex. The transcript has 3 exons. Gene Ontology annotation, molecular function: alpha-1,6-mannosyltransferase activity. Lineage: Eukaryota; Fungi; Ascomycota; Dothideomycetes; Pleosporales; Didymellaceae. The coding region runs from base 171 to 1154 and encodes 327 amino acids. The record is from RefSeq and is a predicted model, not a curated record. Gene Ontology annotation, biological process: protein N-linked glycosylation.
CAGACACAUGUCAGGUAGACGGAUCUCAGACAAUUCAUUGUCGCUGUUCUGUUGACGCCUCGAACCUCAGACAUGGUCCUAUAAUCCAACUCGCGCUUCCACCCACCUCCAACUGCGACGCUCGUUUGCCCCCCCCAAUCCACCAGGCCUCCUGGCCCCACACCUUCACCAUGCACUUCGCCAUGCCACCGCGCAAGACCUCGCGGCCGCCGCCAUACGCCGCGCGCAACACCCAGACUGCCUCCAUCAUGCCGCCUGCGCUGCGAAAUCUCCUGCGCAGCAAGCCCCGCGUCGCCGGCGCCGUGCUGGGCUUCCUCACAUUGCUCUGGCUGCUGGGCAUAAUAGGCGGGCGCUCCAGCUCCGCGCCCCUGGCCAACAUACCCAAGGUCGCGGUGGGAAGCGGUGCGCCGGUCGUCGUCGUCACGGUGCUGGAUCCCAGCGCGAACCCGGCGUGGACGGCGAAGAUCAAGGCGAACAGGGAGGAGUACGCGAAGAAGCAUGGCUACCUCACCCACUUCCCCACGCCCUCGCAGUACCCCCUCAACAAAGCGCCCAGCACGUGGUCCCGCGUCCCCGCGCUCCGCCACGCCAUGACGCUGCACCCCGGCUCGACGUUCUUCUGGUAUCUCGACAGCACUGCGUUGAUAACGGCCCCCGACGUGUCGCUCGAAUCGCACCUGCUCAACCCAGCCGUGCUCGAGAAACACAUGAUCACCAACGCGCCCGUGGUUCCGCCAGACAGCGUGAUCAAGACGUUCAGCAACCUGAAGGGCGAGCGGAUCGAUUUCGUCGUCACGCAGGACAAGGAGGGACUGAGCGAUGCAAGCUUCGUGGUGCGCAACGGCGAGUGGGCCAAGUUCUUCCUGGACGCGUGGUUCGACCCCAUCUACCGCAGCUACAACUUCCAGAAGGCCGAGGCGCACGCGCUCGAGCAUAUCGUGCAGUGGCACGGCACUAUCCUGGCCAAGCUCGCCAUGGUCCCGCAAUCGCUGCUCAACGCAUACGUCUCGGGCCCCAGCGCCGACAAGGGCCAGUACAAGGAGGGCAACUUUGUGGCCAACUUUCCCGGCUGCGAUAAGGAAGGGCGGAGCUGUGCGGAGGAACAGAAGCCGUUCUUCGAGGUGCUAGAGCGGAAGAAGCAGGAGUACGCCUAGACGCGCAGCAUGCUCGGCGGCGAAGAGGACAAGAGAGGCUGUUGUGUGAAGUGAGGGAAUACCGCUGAUCUUGACGGACAGUUCGAUUCGCCGAUCAGCAUCGCGGGAGUAGCUUGCUUGUGCGCAUCUGACACGGGACAUGGGGCGAUUGCGCGGCCGAGGAAGUGGGCGGCAUGGAGUACGGCGUUAGCCACCAAGCGGUGGCGUAUGAAGCCAUGUAUACAUACAUACAUUACAGUCCCAUCUAAUUUACACUCUACAGUCCACG